AUGACUGCUCAGCAGCACCCCACCAACGGGGACGGACAGACGUCCCCCACCAUCCCGUCGGGACAGAUCUUGACGGGAAAGCAAGAACACUACUUGAAACGCGAACUCAUUGCCCGCCAGGUUCAGGGCGAAAUUGCAGAGCUGAACUCCCCGACCGCCCUCCGCCGCUUCGGUGCCCCCUUCAGGUCGGAAUUUGGCGAAGUCGCCCCCGUCGACUCGGAACUCCCGAUUCUUCGGUAUAUAUUCGUUCACCAUGUGCGGAAUUUUCCGUUUCUCGAUCAGGCGCGCGAAAAGGAAUUCUGGCAGGACAAACUGCAGGUGGUGCGUAUACCCUUCCUAGAGUCAUUCGCCAAGAAGAAUGUGUCGUCGUCGGAAGACCGUCUGGAGGAGACAAAGCGCCGGAAGUUGGCGCGGAAGUGUGAGAAGCUCGUCGAACUCAUGAUGGUGUCCGGUAUCCCCACAGCGUCGGGGUAUGAGGAGCGGAUACAGUUCUCGGAAAUGGAGGUGGUUGAUCGCGGAGCGAAUGAGAAGGGCCUGUUGGUCAAUAUGCCGGAAGGGGACGCCAUUCAUGGGUGGGAUGUCAACGUCGCAGGAGUACGAGUGGUCUCCAAACGUCGCACCGUGAGACACCAUCAACAUGCGGAGUUCAUACUUCGGGUGCGAAGCGAGGGUAAGCCCGAUAUCUUCGUGUCUCGACGCUACGGGGACUUCUCAAAACUCCACAAGAGACUGCGCACCGAAUUCCCUGGCAAACCGCUGCCUCCCCUUCCGCGAAAGAACAAGACGUCGACUUCAUCCGGCUGGUUCAGCUCCGUUGAUGACGAGACGUCGUCUAUCUCGUCGGUGUCCACGCAGAGCACCCCUGAGGAGGCGCAAUCAAAUCAGAACUUGGCCCCCGGAGAUCACCGGGUCCACCGUUCCCUGUCCCGCUCCUCAAUGCGCUCCUCGUUUGGAAUGUCCUCCAAUAAAUCCCCACGCACGUCGGGGGAGAUUCGGCAGGAUACGGUCCUCUUCAGGGAAGAACAGCGGGUUUCGCUCCGCGCUUUUCUACGGACUCUGCUCCAGCAUAAGCGUGUCGCGGAGUCGAAAUCAGUGGAGGAGUUCUUGACCGCACAGCCGACAACCUUGAGUGACGAAGAGAUCGCUGAUAUGGAGCGGAGGAAAGAGGCAGAUGGGGUCAGAAUCACUGAGCAGAAGCGAUUCUACGAGAUUGCCCGGCAGCGUGCGGCCGAGUUGGAUGUCUAUAUGGAGAAUUUCCGCCGGGACAUUGUGGAGAGCAAUGGCUUGACGAAAUUGUUCGCAGAGAUCAAGGAGAAGCAGACGGUGGAAGAUCUGAGCCCUCAGUAUCAAAAGUUCGCAGAAUGGCUUCGGAUUGAGAUCGCGGCAACGCUCUACCACCUGUUCCUAGCCGAGGAUAACUCCCCGGAGCUGUUUGCCCAGUUCAAGAGAAUCCAUUCCUUGGUUCCGUAUACGUUGAUGAAGAACGUCAUUCGAAUCGCCAACCCGGCCGCUGUGAUGUCGGGCGUUCUGGACCUCUUCCUUGCUCAGCCCUUUGGGUCACGGUCUCUCCUGCAGCGGAUUUUCUCGAUGACGUUGAAUGAUGGCAUCAAGGCCUUCCAGAAAACGAUUGAUACGCUGGCCGAGAAAGUGGAAGAUCCUGUAGUGUGCCAGAAGAUGAAAGCAUUUAUCGAUGCCGAUGACGAGCUCAAGGAUGCUAUCCGCGCGGAAGCUGUUGCGGACGACGUGGACGUGAUCGUGGCAAUCCUCCGUUCCGAUCUUCUUCCUCAGGAACUCACUAGCGAGCAAUUUGGCAAGGUCUUCAAUGCCUACGUUGCUUGGAACUUUGCUGUCGACAACGUGGAUGUUGAAAUGCAGGAAGGCGCCCAUUGGUUUGCACAGUUGAAGCAGCUCCUCAAGCUCUACACCCGUCAGCGAGACAAGGCUAUGAUGCUCAGCAUUGUGGAAGAGCCUGUCACCCUCCAGCUCUUCCGCGACCUCUUCACCAUCUUCUACGAGCCCCUGGUCCGAGUGUACAAGUCCGCCAAUGUCUACAGCAGCAUCACCGAUUUCGCACAUUUCGCCGACGACGCCAUCGGUGUGAUCGAGAAAUGUCAACGGCAGGACGUGUCGGCCGACCCCAAUCAAACGGUGCAGGCCUUUAUUGACCUCUGCGAACGUCACCAGGCUAGUUUCUACAAGUUUGUGCACGAGGUGCAUCUGCAUGAUAACGGCUUGUUCGGGGCGCUCAUGGGAUGGGUUGAGGAUAUCUUAGAGUUCCUGCGUCAGGGUCCCAAGGGAGGAAGGCUUGACAUGAACGCUUUGAUUCAUGGGGCCAGGGACGCAGGGGAGGUGGACGAGCACAAGGCACUAGAGGAGAUCAACGCGUUGAUCCAGUGGCACGAGGAUCGCAAGCGGUGGCACCUAAACAAGACCCGUCAGAAGAUGGCCGCCGAUGGAACCGGUAAUGAGGCCUUGCCUAGUUUCAAGAGUAGUGAUUUCGGCCUGGAUGAAGCCGACCUCGAAGAUCUCGCCAUCUCGGACGACGCAGCAUCCCAAUCGUCGGAUUCCCUUGAAGAGGAGGAUGACCUGGAUCCGAUUACCGCCGAGCGCCGACGUCGGGUCAAGCAGCAGGACCAGCUGCGUCGGUCCGCCGGGGAACCGGUUAAACCCGAAAUUAAGGAAAUCCUCAAACUCAGAGAGCCGUUUACUAUGAUCGUCACUGAAGACACUGGAUGUUGCGAACAUGCUUUCUCCUCAGAAACAUACCAGGGGAGCGCCUUCUCCACGCUCGUCCGUUCCCCUGCGGGGCCUGUUAGACCAGGACGGAGUCUGGCACUGCAACUGUCAGCCGAAGCGGAUGCCCGCCGUCAAGCGACAGACAAAGAACCAUGGCUUUACGCCUGCCAGAUGCCCCAAUCAAAGCAGUGCAACUUCUUCCUGUGGGAAAGCGACGCCGAAGCCCGCGAGAAACACGCCGUACUGUCCAAUUCUUUCUCCGAGAGCGCAGCAGCAGCGAGACCUCCACCUUCUACUCCCAAAACACCUUCUCAGACCUACUUUGGCGCGUCCGGAGUCUACGGCGGCCUCCUCACCCCGCAGACCGACCGCCCGCGCUACAACCACGCCUCUCCGCUAGUCGGCGCGCGCAUGGAGACGCCCUCCAAGAGCGCCAAAGCGCGCAUGAUGUCGGAGGACACCGACGAUGAAUGGGUCAACGACGCCGCAGAAGUUCUGGGGAGCUGGAUGGACAAGUCUGCGCCGCCACGCCAGCCGGACUUCAAGGCGCCAGCUACUACGCCUCAGCUAAGCCCGCGCAAGACGCCCCGCAUGGACACUAUCACUACUCCCGGAAAGCGCAAAGGGGACGAUAUAGACGACGCCGAUCCACCUAGUAGCAUCGCCACUAGUGUGGCCCCGCAGAGCCCCUGGUCGUUUUCCUCCUCCUUCGGGGAUCGUACCGGGCGGAUGGCUGCGCCGCCGCCGGCGUCGGCAGAGGUGUGCUUGACUCCUACGCCAAGUAAGUACCGCAAUGUGCUAGCAACGAACAGCGAUCCGCGCGCGGACCCGAGCGAUCUGGCGCUGCGGGUGCUAAAGAUCUUGGAUUUACACGAUGCGGUAGUUCCGCGUAAGGCUGAAGAGGAGGUUGUGGACGUGCUCAACCGGUUUGAGCUGAAGAUGAAAGGGAUUAGUCGUGGGCGAGAGAUCUCUCGCAUCGCGCUGAAGCAGAAGGAUGAUCAGAUUGCGAGGCUGAAUGAUAGGAUUGAGGCACUCGAAUACAAAUCCUCCCACCAACCACCGUUCAUGGAAUCUCCAACCACCACCUCCCAACCGGACAACCACCUGCCCCCGAUGUUCCGACCACCCAUAAACCGCGCGAUGCGGGCCCUGGACCGGUCGUUCUUCCAGAAGACAGUGCCGCUGUCGGCGGCGACGGUGUUUCGCAGUACGGAUAUCUCUAAGGCGCGGGGCGAGUUGCAGAAAAAUCGGGAUCUGUUGGCUAUGCCGCGGUUGAGUAGUAUCCGUGAGGUGCGGGGUGAGGAUGAUGUGGUGCGCAAGUGUCUACUGUUGAGGGAGGGGGUGAAAUAUGAUGAUGCUACAACGUGGUCGUCGAAGAUCAAGGAGCUGGUAGAGAAGGAGGUUAUCAAGGUACAAGGGUACGAUUUGAAGUUGGAAUAUGAUUACUGGAAUUACGCCGAUAUCAUCGCGUGCAUCCUACCCGAAGAUCUCCUCGUUGAGAUCCCGCAAGGCUUCACACAAGUCGGCCACGUCCUGCACAUCAACCUCCGCGAACAAUUCGUCCCCUACCGAUUCAUGAUCGCCGAGAUCCUCAAAGACAAGAACCCGACCAUCCGGACGGUAAUUCGCAAGACGGAAGACGUCGGCGCGCACAGCGAGUUCCGCACCUUUCCCUUCGAGCACCUCGCCGGCGACAAGGACAUGAACGUCAUCCAGCACGAACAGAACUGCGAGUUCCGCUUCGACUACUCGCGCGUCUACUGGAACAGCCGGCUCGAGACGGAGCACCGCCGGCUCGUGGACAAGUUCCGCCCCGGCGAGAUCGUCUGCGAUGUGAUGGCUGGCGUGGGCCCGUUUGCCGUCCCGGCUGGCAAGAAGAAGAUCUUCGUGUGGGCCAACGACCUCAACCCGCACGGCUGGGAGGUCAUGCAGGAUGCUGUGAAGCGGAACAAGGUCGACCAGUUCGUCACGCCGUUCAACAAGGACGGACGGGCGUUCAUCUCCUGGGCGGCCAAGACGCUGCUCGAGUCCGACCCGGUGACGGUCACCAUCCAGCCGCGACAGCGCAGGGAGAAGAAGGGCGCCAAAGUCGCCAAGCAACAGGAACAGGAACAGCAGCAACAACCAGCACAACCCGCUGAAGUCUUCAACCGCCCAACCGUCUUCGACCACUACGUGAUGAACCUGCCCGCCACAGCAAUCGAAUUCCUCGACGCCUUCCCGGGCAUCUACGCGGGCAAGGAAUCUCUAUUCGCGCCGCACACCGAGCAGCGUCUCCCCAUGGUCCACGUGUACUGCUUCUCGGGGCACUCGGAGGACGAGCGCGUCGACCACGUCGACAUCUGUCAGCGGGUGUCGGAGCGCAUCGGGUACACGAUCACGCCGGACGACUGCGUGGGUGGUAGCGGCAACCCUGAGAUCGAGCUGUCGAUCCACAAUGUGCGGCUGGUCAGUCCCAAUAAGCAGAUGUUUUGCGCGAGCUUCAGACUGCCGCGGGAGCCAUCACAUCACAUCAACGUCUCCACCACCAUACCUCCCUUCAAGUGCGCAACCCACUACAGUCAAUCAGAAAGAAAGAAAGAAACCAAAAUGAGCGUCCAACUCCCCCCCGCGACCCACCGCAAGCGCGCCCUCCCGCAAGGCGAACUCGAAGCCGCCUCGACGCUGAAGUUGGGGGCGGACCAGCACACGCACACGCUGUCGCUGUCGGAGGCGCGGCUGGUUAUCAAUAAGGUGUUGGAGAAUAAGAGACGGGGGGGGAAGAAGUAUGAGGAGCCUGAAAACCUUACCAAAACACUAGACUACCUCGAGGUAUUUGCGCGGUUCAAGGACGAGGAGAACAUCAAGGCUGUGGAGAGACUGUUGAAUUCGCAUACGGAGUUGGAGAUGUUUGAGAGGUCGCAGCUUGGUAUUUCCCUUCCCCCCCUUCUUGAUCAUAACAUGACAUAUAUCAUGAUUGAUAUAAUAAUGAUGAUGAGGAUAAUGUACUAA
Molecule: messenger RNA, 5727 nt
Organism: Aspergillus campestris IBT 28561
Lineage: Eukaryota; Fungi; Ascomycota; Eurotiomycetes; Eurotiales; Aspergillaceae
Exons: 15
Coding region: 1-5727 (1908 amino acids)
Biological process (GO): tRNA methylation; DNA-templated transcription initiation
Cellular component (GO): RNA polymerase complex
Molecular function (GO): nucleotide binding; phosphatidylinositol binding
Source: RefSeq, a predicted model, not a curated record